ACUCGUUUCCUCCACAUUGUUUAGUUUGUCUGUGGUACAAUUUGGAAGUUCAAAAUAUCGUUUACAGUAGAUUCUUUGUAAUACAAAUUAAUUUUCCUGCCCGCUGUACAAAAUAAUGUAUUGAGAAAUAUAAUUUUAAGAGUUACUGUGAGUCAAAACUUUCAAUAUGACUGCCGACAACGAAUAUCCAAAGGCGUCGAAUGCCACCCUAAUUGGGGCAACAAUCUCCUAUGUUGCUGGCCUGUUCCUGCUGUUCUCGUUUGCGAGCCCAUACUGGAUAGAGUCAUAUCCGGAGAUGUUUGAUUCCUUUAAGCGCAUGGGCUUGUGGGAAUAUUGUUUUGAUCGCUUCCGUCUGCCACAGUACCAACUGGACAAACUCUUCAUGGGCUGUCACUACAUUUUUAGUCAGGAGUACUAUGUGAUCCGCGAGUACCUGUUGCCCAGCUGGCUCAUGGCCGUGCAAGCAUUUGUCACAUUGGCACUCAUAUUCUCACUCAGCGCACAAGUCCUACUGGCUUGUGUCAUUGUGCGCUGGCCUCUGCGCACAGUGCUACAAUAUGAAUGGAUUUUUGUCUCACUCUCAUUUCUCUUUGUUGCUGCCUCAAGUGUGUUCUUGUUCUUGGCAGUAGCAGUGUUUGGAGGGAACUGUUACCGCCGGGACUGGCUGAUGUAUCCCUCAUUCCAUAUUGUCUCAUGGUCAUAUGCCUUUGCUGUAGUUGCGUUAGUAUUUUUCGGCGUAGCGGCGGUUCUGCUGUACAUGGAGUCAAAGAAGCUGUACGAGCUGCGAUUGGAGGCGCGCAACCUCGUGGCGCAGAUGCAGCACAGCCAGCCCGAGCACGCCCUGCACCAGCUGCGCGACCAGCUGCAGCACCAGCGACAGAUCGGCUGGAAUAACUAGCUCUUCACAUGCACUGCGUAACCUGUCACACAUUUUUCCCUACAUGAAAAGCUACAGAUGUAGUCAGUAAGCAUGAGCAAGACUGAUGUGUGAGACUUUUAAAAAAUUGCAAUAAAUUAAAAACCGUAAAUAAAAAACGAAUAUUUAGUUGAGACAAUAUACCGGGUAUUAUUAUUCAAUUUUGUUAAAUCUAUGAUUAAUGAUAUAUUAAAUGUCGUUUACAUACACUCAAAUCCCAAUGGGCACUGCAAUAAUGUAUAGCUAGUGGAGUUACCCAUUGUUCUUAUUGACUACAUUUGAGUUUUGCUUAUUCAUGUUUUGCUAUUUGCUUAGUAAAUAAGGACUCCUUAAUUUUGUUGAGAGUAUUUUGGAUUUCAUGAAGUUUUAUCAGUAUGAUAUAAUCACUACAUUAUAUAGUUCGUUUUUUUUUAGCAUUAGAAAUAAGGUAAACAAUCUUGAUGUGUCUUUUAAUAGAAAAACACAUUUUUAAAAAUAAGUUACGGCAAAUAUGUAACAAUUAUGAAUCUAAUACGAUCAUUUAUAUUCUUCUGCUUUCAUAAGUAAUAGUUACUGAAUGUUAUAAAGCGUUUUUCAAUUAAAAUACAUGUCAAGAUUGCUUACCUUCUUUCAAAUUCUUUCUAAUGCUAAAAAAACGAACUAUAGAUCUUAUUAUUGCCCACAUCUUACUUUCCACCAUAUUCUGAAGGUCAUAUAAAAUUUAGUCAAUAGAACGAUAUCGUUUAGAUUGUGUGUUAGAGGCAAACUAUCUCAAAUUUACUGUUACUGAAUGUGCACUAAAGUUUUAUCUCCAUAAACUGGUUCACUCUUACACGAUUUAUAUAUAUUGUUAUUACAAACUUAGCUAAAACGGGACUUGAUCACAAAUAAUUAGGUGGAAUCACAGACUACACAGACAACGCAUUAUGAAGCGUUUACAAAGAGCACGAGGUCACCACACAUAUGUACAAUUUUACUUGUAAAAUACCACGAAUCCAGCAGCACAAUAGAAUUGCAUUCUGCGCGAAUCCAGCAGCACAAUAGAAUUGCAUUCUGCGCUAUUUUAUACUAUAAUAACCCAAGAACACCCCUAAAGCAUAAUAUUUAUAAAUAUUUUUAAAGUACUCGUGUAGUGGUCCUAAUUGUGGGCGCAGCUGAAAUAAGCGGUCGCUCUGCCAUACUAAAUUUGUACCGGAGAGCAUAUGUGUGGUGACCUCGAUUGACUUAUGGGCUCCGUCUAGUAGUUGAGGUGGUCUGUGGGUGGAAUAUUAGCUCGGACGUUUCGACAUGCAUUGCCUUCGUGAUUUUUAAGGAGAAAUAUUUUCUUUUGAUGGAUCAAAUUUUUAGGCUUAUUUGUACAUGAUUAAGUCCUGUUUGAGUUAAUAAAAAAAUACCUUCGUAUCGUGGGGUUACAAACACAAGAAAUAACAUAAAUAACAGUUGUGAAUGGGUUAUUACCAUGGUAUGGUUUGGUUGAUAGUAAUGUACUAAUGUAUGUCUGUCGUUCUUAGAAUCUUAUUUUUAACAUUCCUUAGUCGCUUUAUGUAAUAGCGGACGUUUUCUGUUGUCAGCUCUUUUAUAAUGUGCCUUGAAAGAUGAAUCCUGGCUUGAAAGCAAAUAGAUGAUAUUUAUUCUUUAUUCAAGAUUAUUUUUAGGUUUUGAACCGUAGAGAGACGAAUCUGAAAGCGCCAUUUUAAAUUUAGUAAUUUAUAUCUAUACUAUUUUCUUUAUUUGUAAAUUAUAAUCUCAAAAAAUAAAAAUCUCAGAAGAAGAAAUUGACCUUUAAACAAAUGUAUUCAUAUUUAGUAUUAAGUUUCAAAUUAGAGUAAUAUUCUUAAAAACUUCGAGCGAUUUUUGUAUAAAACAUUUGUUUUAAUUUUAAUGAAUGUAAUCAAUCGCUAAUAACUUAAUAAGAUAUUUCGUAUGACUGAAACAUUACGUAUGUAAUUCCGAUUCUUAUUUUGAAUCUCAAUGCCGUCCGUUAAAGACUAACAUUUGUAUAGAGUAAGCAUGUUCACUAAGAUAAACCAUAGAUGUGUUUAAGUCUGGAUUUAGGUUAUUUUGUAUGUUUAUUUGUUUAUUGGCGUAUAAGGGCAUAUGAUACAAUGUUUCUUUUUUCGCAUCAGAUGGAUGAUAACACUUACACAGGACAGAUAUUUUCUGAGCAACUCGCGUUAGUGAUGUCCAUACACCGCACUUGGGGGGCAUUUUUGACAUCAUGAGAAUUUAUUGAUUUAUUUGCAAACGUUACUAACUGACGUGCCCGCAAAAUGCCCCCUAGAGUGCGUGGUAUGGUGAAGUCUGACGUCACUAAACUUGAUCGUCCAAUUUCACCUCACAUCUUCUCAGAUAUGAGUCCUAGUCGGCGGUGAUAUGACAUGUAUAAUCUUACAUUUUGACUUUCACCCAAAAUAAUGAAAAGAUAGUCACAAUAUGUUUGAUUACUAUGGUGCAGAAUGAAAUACUCCAGAAGUAUUUUGCAUAUCUACUCAACUCUCAUUUCAAGAUUAAUAAUGAGUUUUAGUUUAAGGAUUUUAUUAUGUUAAUUAAGUAAGUUGUCUUGUACAAAGUCCGAGACAUUCAGGGCCGCUUGUACCAAUCCGUCUGUAACCGUAAUUAAAUUCUCUAAAAUGUAAUUGUGCACCAUCGGGUCCUUCAAGAUUAUUGAUGUGCCUUGUUAGUUAAAUUACGUUUAGUUGGAUUUGAUUCACAGUAGGGGUACUCAUUUUACAAUUUGUUGUUGGAACACGUGGAACAUGGAACAGUCGUUUAAAAAAGUUAGAAAUUAAGAUGAAAUAGACUAAGGCCGUUUUAUGUUACUGUCGAUUCUAUUUUCUUCCGACAGAACUUCGACUCUCACCACGCUAACUUUGCACAAACUUGGCACUUGACACUGACAGUAAGAAUUUACACAUAUCCAUAUACGAGCAAGCACUAUAAGUACUUGCGUCAUGUCAUGGAUUUAGUUAGAUAAAGUUUGCUUGAUAGAAAAUGGAAUCGAAAACUUCACAAAUCAGUCAGGGCCCACCUGACUUUAUUUGAUUGAUUGUUUAACUUGAACUUAAUUUCUUUUUGUUAUCGUGGAUCAAAUCCAAUUUAAUUCUAGAUCCGUCCAAGUAUAACGUUAUUUGUGUUUUUAGUAUUGUAAACUUAAUUAAUACAUUAAUAAAAUAUAUUUCUGCACAA
Molecule: messenger RNA, 4081 nt
Organism: Cydia splendana
Lineage: Eukaryota; Metazoa; Arthropoda; Insecta; Lepidoptera; Tortricidae
Gene: pck
Exons: 5
Coding region: 167-898 (243 amino acids)
Biological process (GO): regulation of tube size, open tracheal system; septate junction assembly
Cellular component (GO): membrane; septate junction
Source: RefSeq, a predicted model, not a curated record